GAAAUUGAGAGUGAGCCAUCUCUCCAAAUGGGUAAGUCUGAAGUUAGGUUGUGUAAUGAAGGCGGAGAGCUCGAUUCGGAGGUUAAUUUUUGUGCUUUCGUCCCGAAGAUAACGUCAGUGAAAAGAGAGAGCAUCGGCACUACCCAUCUCGGACAGGCCGAAGAGAACGUAGGCAAGAGAACGAGAACCCUUGCAAACGAUGAAAAAAGGAACGCUCGACACAUACAUGUAAAUAUGCGUACAGUAUCCAUGAGAGAUUCGAAAAAAAUGAAUGCCAAACCAUCCAUAUGCAAUGUUUGCGCUGCAUCUUUUACUACGAAAACCUCAAUGGCGAGACAUAUUCAAAUAAAUACCGGCGAGAAACCAUUCAAUUGCAGUCAUUGCUCCUCCUCUUCCAGUAGUAAAUACAAUAUAAAGAAACACAUGCAAACGCGCACUGGCGAGAAAUCAUUCAAUUGCAGUCAUUGCUCGGCCUCUUUUGCUAUGAAAUAUAACUUGACAACACACAUCCGGACGCAUACUGGAGAGAAGCCAUUCAGUUGCAGUUAUUGCACGGCAUGCUUUGCUCGCAAACAGUCUCUAACGGCACAUGUUCGCACGCACACUGGUGAGAAACCAUUCAGUUGCAGUCAUUGCUCCUCCUCUUUCACUAGUAAAGAUAAUUUAAAGGAACACAUGCGAACGCACACUGCCGAGAAACCAUUCGGUUGCAGUCAUUGCACGGUAUGCUUUGCUCAAAAGUCUGCUUUAACGAAACAUGUUCGAACGCAUACUGGUGAGAAACCAUUCAAUUGCAGCCAUUGCUCCUCCUCUUUCAGUACGAAACAAAAUCUCAAGGUACAUAUGCGAACGCACACUGGCGAGAAACCAUUCAGUUGCAGUCAUUGCUCGGCCUCUUUUGCUAUGAAAAGUAACUUGACAGCACACAUCCGAACGCAUACUGGCGAGAAACCAUUCAAUUGCAGCCAUUGCUCCUCCUCUUUCAGUACGAAACAAAAUCUCAAGGUACAUAUGCGAACGCACACUGGCGAGAAACCAUUCAGUUGCAGUCAUUGCUCGGCCUCUUUUGCUAUGAAAAGUAACUUGACAGCACACAUCCGAACGCAUACUGGCGAGAAACCAUUCAAUUGCAGUCAUUGCUCGGCCUCUUUUGCUAUGAAAUAUAACUUGACAACACACAUCCGAACUCAUACUGGCGAGAAACCAUUCAGUUGCAGUCAUUGCACGGCAUGCUUUGCUCAGAAAGGGUGUUUAACGGCUCAUGUUCGCACGCACACUGGUGAGAAACCAUUCAGUUGCAGUCAUUGCUCCUCCUCUUUCACUAGUAAAGACAAUUUAAAGGAACACAUGCGAACGCACACUGGCGAGAAACCAUUCAGUUGCAGUCAUUGCACGGCAUGCUUUGCUCACAAAUGUAAUUUGAUAAUUCACAUCCGGACGCAUACUGGAGAGAAACCAUUCAGUUGCAGUCAGUGCACGGCAUGCUUUGCUCAGAAACGGCUUUUAACGGCACAUGUUCGCACGCACACUGGUGAGAAACCAUUCAGUUGCAGUCAUUGCACGGCCUCUUUUGCUGAGAAAAGUAAUUUGACAAAACACAUCCGGACGCAUACUGGAGAGAAACCAUUCAGUUGCAGUCAUUGCACGGCAUGCUUUGCUCACAAACAGUCUCUAACGGCACAUGUCUCCACGCAUACUGGUGAGAAACUAUUCAGUUGUAGUCAUUGUUCGGCGUCCUUCCGCGAGAAUGUCACUUUAAAGAGACAUUUGCGAAUGCAUACUGACGGAAAACUAUAGUGAUGCAGUCACUGCUCAUCCUCUUUUCGGCAGAAAAGGCAUUUGAA
Bemisia tabaci is the source of this 1844-nucleotide messenger RNA. The record is from RefSeq and is a predicted model, not a curated record. Lineage: Eukaryota; Metazoa; Arthropoda; Insecta; Hemiptera; Aleyrodidae.